Molecule: messenger RNA, 5848 nt
Organism: Myxozyma melibiosi
Lineage: Eukaryota; Fungi; Ascomycota; Lipomycetes; Lipomycetales; Lipomycetaceae
Product: CNH domain-containing protein
Exons: 2
Coding region: 316-5739 (1807 amino acids)
Molecular function (GO): guanyl-nucleotide exchange factor activity
Source: RefSeq, a predicted model, not a curated record
GCACCUUCUGCUUCUCCUGAGUCGCCAUACAAUCCGUACUCAUACGCAUCCAGAUCUACAUCUCCAGCGGUGACUGCCACGCCUACACCUGCCGUUGUUGUUCCUGAGUCAUCUACGUCUGCACCUUCUGCUUCUCCUGAGUCACCGUACAAUCCGUACUCAUACGCAUCUACAUCUACGUCUGCCCUUACUCCUCAGCAGUCGGCAUCUUCUAUUACUCCCCUACAGCCGGCACCUUCCGUUACUCCAGCAGAAUCCUCGUCUCGAAUCGGGCCAAAUCCGCCGAUCCCGACCCUGCUGGUGAAGCCGCCUACCAUGCCGUUAUCACCAAUAACCCCCGAUCACGAUCAACGGCGAAUGUCAUCAGAUAGGAACUCAGGCUAUUCGCUCGUGGAUUCACAGAAUUCAUCUCCUACCGACGAACGCGCGCCCUCGCGAAGCUCGUCGGUGAACUCACAGGCCAGCCUCAACAAUAUUCCAGCGCGCAACUCCUCGAUCAAGUCAAGCACUUCAAUCAAGAGAGUACCUGUGCGAACAUCUUCAGCUGCCUCGCGCUCUUCAUCCGUCAAAUCUGCUCAAUCUGUCCACGACAAUCUGUCUCGGACCGCAUCUGUCCAUUCACAGGCCCCCUCAAUUUCUAGAGCUCCCUCUGAAUCCGAGAGACGAUCACCCUCGAUUCGCUCAGAUGAGACGGCAGUGGAAAAUCAAAAGCCGGCUCGAAGCGGCUCGGGGUACAGAUCGAAUCCGCCCUCGCGACACGAUUCAGCCAGGUCCGGCGCUUCGUCAAUGAGCAGGCAGUCAUCUCGCGAGGGAUCCUCGUCAAUCAGCAGACAACCCUCUCAGGAAAUCUCUAACGCAUAUAUCCGGCCACCUGUGCUACCUGCGCUAAACCUACUCUCACGGACCGAUUCGCUCAUCUCUGGAAGUCCGACUGUCGCGGCUCUGAAUAUCCCUUCGCGGAAUGUGUCGCCGGCUCCACCGUCGGCUGGGUUUACUGAUAAUCCAUAUUCCCGCCUCGAGCAUAAUGAUAGUUAUAGCUCGACCCGGGAGUAUCUAACCUCCCCGGCGAAUGAAGUUGGCGAGGAAGCGUUUGCUGAGAGUGCACUUUCUGUUUCUUCUCAGCACUCUGCCUACGACUCGAUCCAAAAUACGCCAGAGCUGAAACCGUCGACAAUGAGCGAUCAGCUGGAUCCUGAGAGUCUGAUGGAAGAAAUCAGUCAGUGGGGAAAUGAUGUUGAACCUCUACCGGUCAGUCUUCUUGCGCAAAGUACAGUGUCGCCGCCAUCGCCUGCUCUACAGAGUGCGCGGAUUGUCGUAUCGAUUGAUGAUCAAGCGCAGGAAUUCCAGUCGCUUCCGUAUCCGGAAGAAGAGGUAGAAGAAACCUCGCAGUUUGAAGAGCAGCAGUUCAACUUCAGGAUGCCAUGGGAAGACUACACAGGCCCGCCGUCACCGCCCCGGGGACCGGCGGUUGAAGGAUAUGUCCCUGCGUGCUACGAGCAAGAACGUAAUGAGCAGCUUGAGAUUGACUCUGAAGUAGUUGAAAAUCUCACGAAUGAGCUUGAAUUCUCUUCUUUGGCUGAUCUGAGGCAACAACCAUUACAGACCGAAACACCUCUGAUCAGUCCGGUCGCGGCACGAUCCAACGGAGAAGCCAACCUUGGUCUUGGACUACUCCCAGCCAGACCCUUAUCUUCCGUCGACGGCAUGUUCCCGAGCACUGGUCGCUCUGAAGUGUCUGAGAUUAUGGUCCCGUCGCGGUCAAAUUCGGACGCGGCCUCGGAAUACAGCUUUUCUUCGUCCGGACGGAACCAGUCGGUGUCCUCGGCGAUGGGCGAGACGGAUACUUCGUCGCUGGCUCCGGCUUCCGAAACUGAUCUGCACAGGGCGCCGUCUGAUGCGUCAUAUAGCGCGGCGUACUCGUCCUCCGCUGACGCCUAUUCUCCUGCGCUGACGAGCGAGAGUGAAGGUGAGCGGUCGUACGCUAGUACCUCGUCUGCCUACCUCAGCACAUCAGGCGUGUACGAGUAUUCGAGCGCGGUAGUCACCAGCCGUGCGCGCUCCUUGCAAGGUCCUCGCCCUGCUGCGCAGCGUCUGAGCGUCGACACUACGCCUCAUCCCACGAGGUCGAAUACCACCGGUAGCGUUCCCCUGACUUUGGACGGAAGUCUCGAGUACCAACGGGUUAUGGACCGCGGUCUCAGCCGAAACGCCGCGCCGGUGGACUCAGAGAGCGCAGCAGGACCUACCUCGCAAGCGGAUCUGGCAUCGACCACCGACGCAGAGUCGACGUAUACUCCGGAGCCGCCGGAGCCGCUUGUAUUCCAGACUAUGGAUCUGGCCGAUCGUAUGGCGCUCUUGAACGCCGAUCUCUAUGACGAUUUCGAAGAAGAGGAGCCAGUACAGGAAGAAGCGCCCACACCGAUCGAACCUCCUAUGGUAGUCAGACCGUCUGUGAGUAGUCUUGUUGGGGAGAUGCUGCCGACUCCGAUCUCGGCCGUCAGUCCUGAUUCGGUCGUGGCGCAGGACUACGCGGUGUUUCAGGAGUAUGGGCAGCACAGCGAUACCGACCUCUACGAUGACUAUGAGGAAGCGAUGGGCGGCGAAGACUCCGCCGGCGUUCCUGAUAUUGCGCCGCUGGGCUUUAAUGCGUCCAUGACCUCGUUUGGAAGCGUUCGGAGCAAUCAUUCUCAGUUGGAAGAGGAAGAUCAAGGCAUUAUCACGAUCAAUGAAAACGGUAUUCCCUAUGUCUCCACUGAAACGAGACAGUACUUUGUGAUUGGGACUCGAAGGAUCAAGGUCCCGGGUGAGAAACUUGACGAGUGCAAGGAGCCGUGGAUGCUGAGACCGUUGUAUCUAUGGGUGCGCACGAUUAUGGCUGCCGAGUCGAAUUCGAUGGCGGAAGGUACGCUCAGCGACGUGCUCACCGAUCUGUUUAUGCGCCACAUUGAAGGCAUCAGUUUUGCCGAGGCCGAAGACUUGGGGAUCCAGGCCCUUGAGUGGUUCAUCGACCGAGGCGUGAUGACUCGGGCUAACGACGGCGGGUUGAUCGUUCCGGAGGCAGAGAAUCGCGGGUAUAUCGGGCGUCUGGCAAAGUUCCGACCUGCGCGGCUGGAUAUCUCGGCAGUAAGGCGGGAGUCGCAGCGGGCGCAACCGGACAUGAAUAUCGAGUACGACAAAAACAUCGAUAAUUGGACGGCUGCGGUGCCGCAGCACGUUAGGUCGACGGUAUCGGUUGCGAUGGAAAAGCUGCAGAACGUUUACUUUGAGAUGGUGAUGUCUGAAAGUAUGUUCCUCAACAACCUGCGCGCGCUGCUGGUCGACUUCAAAGACGUCAUGUUGCGCACGUUAGGCACCGGUCGGCAUAUCGUUGACGACCCGGUGCAGUUCACGACGGCUGUAGUUCACAACACCGACGAGGUUCUGCAGCUCCACGAGCGGUAUCUGUUUUUCCCGCUUCGAGAACGACAGCGGCAAGCACACGUGAUGUCCGGAGUCGGUGAUAUUCUUGUCAUCUGGAUUCGGCAUGGCAUCGAGCCCUACCUGCGGCACGCGGACGGUCUCGGACCCGCGUCCGAGAUGAGCGAGACGGAGCGGCGGCAGAACCCGCACUACGCGCAGUUUGUGAGCGACUUUCAGUCUGCAAACUCGGGCGCGAGCGUGUCGACGGUGAUGACGAAGCUGCUGCGGUAUCCGCUGCUGAUUGGGCGGAUGUUGAAGUGCCUUAUCGAGCUCGAGACCGAGCAAGGCAUUCAGCAGAGUGCGGAGAGACGGUACCUUGAGCGCGCGCACGGGCGGAUCACGCAGCUUGCGUCUGUGUUUCAGUCGCGGUUUGUGUCGAGUCAGCGGCAGUACGUGUUGAGAAAUUUGCGCAGCACAAUCUAUUUCUCAAAUCAGAGCUUAAAGGUCGAAUUGGGUUUGAGUUCACGCACGCGAGAGAUGCUCAACAAUGGCUCGGUGGAGGUUGAUAGUCGCCGGCAGUCGAUGAACAUGAUUCUGCUCGACAACUAUCUACUUAUGACACGGGUCAUUGUGGUGGCCGACCGACUGCGGUACGAUGUCGUUUAUCCCCCGAUCCCGAUCGAUUUCCUGACGCUGGUAUCGCAAGACGACGGGCAAGUGAACGCGACGUUCCAUCGCGCGAGCGUGGCGACGAUCAACUCGAGCUCGUCCGCCAACGCGGAGGAGAUGCGCGAGUUUGCAGAGGCCGGCGGCGAGGAUAACAAGAUCUACCCGUUCCGGAUCAAGCAUCUGGGCCGGCACGGCGCGACGUACCAGAUCUUUGUCGCGAGCGACGGCGAUCGCAAGCAGUGGUGCGCGGCAAUCUUGAGAGCGAUUGACAAACGCCAUGAGUCGCGUCAAAUGCCGCUCUCGCUCCAGGUCGUGUCUGACUCGGAUUUCGGGUACCGGGACCGGCAUAUGCGGGGAGCUGUUGCGGAGCCGUAUGUCUCGUCGCAAAGGUCGACGGUGAGAGUGGCUUUGGAUCAGAAUGGGUACAGUGCCCCGACUAGUCCUAUAGCCAAGAGCGCAAACUGCACCGCGCUCUUCUACGAGGAUGAAAUCAACCCGACAAACAAAGAGAGCCGACUCAUCAGGCCCGAGGAUUACUUGAAGAAAGAUCCGUAUGUCUUGGUUGGCUGCAAGACUGGGAUUUUCAUGAGAUAUGGGUUCAGUGGAACGUGGUACUGCGUUUUGAGAGUCGACCACGUGCGGCAGAUGAAGGUGUUGCCUGAAUUCGGCCUCGUGAUUUUCCUCGCGGACAAAAAACUGUUUGCGUACAGUCUCGACGCGUUUUUCGCACACGAUACAGUUCAGAACCGCGCGCAAAUCGCGCAGCAGUCGCAACUGCAGCGGCUUAUGAACGCGCGGUCGAUGGGCGAUAACGACGGACUGUUUCUGCAAGAGAUUUGCGAGAUGCGGAGUUUCGACUGGUUCAAUGUCGGCAUCCUCAACAAGCGCACCGUGAUUGUCGCGCACCAGAAGGACACGGAGUCGGACCUGCGCGUGUUUGAGCCGAUCGCGGGUAAGUGUCAAGAGUUUCGCGGCCAGUACGAUACCGGCGAGAUACUGGAGGACCCGUAUCAGCGGCGGAUCCGGAUUAUGAAUCUGCGCAACUCUGAGUUCUAUGGGACGAUGCCGGUUCGCGUGGGGCAGGAUAUGGUGCGCGAGAUCGAGCCUAUCUAUUUGAAUAGUGUGUGUUUGAACGUGACGAUUACGAAGGGGAUGAUUGUGCUUCAUACGAAGAAAGGUUUCCAAGCGCUGGUGUAUCCCUCGAUGAUCAUCGCGGCACUCCCGCAACUCACCGAGUCCGAUCCGAUAAAGACGCACGAGCUCUCGGCACAGACGCCACUCGGCUUCUUCCGCGUGUCCGAGCACUUUUAUCUGCUCUGCUACUCGCACAUGUGUCUGAGCUGCGACAGCCAAGGCUUUCUCUCGCGGCAGGUGAUUAUCCGUUUCACCGGCACCGCUCGAUCCGUCGCCGUGAUGCCGCCGUACGUGCUCGGGCUCUGCGACGACUUUGUCGAGAUCCGAUUGAUCCAGACCGGCGACCUCGUGAGCCUCGUCACGGGAACAGACGUGCAGUUGAUCGGACCGCAGAGCUAUAGCAGCGACAGCGCGAAUAUCGCGUACAGCAACCCGUGCGGAUUGACGGGAGAGCAUGUGUUGGUCAGGAUGGCGCAUCCGGUGGAGAGGGGACGGCAGGUCAUUUUGAGGUUUGUGAGAAACACCGAGGCGGUUUAGUGAGCGCGGGGAGGGGGAGUAAAUCUCUUUUUGUAUAUGCAUGGCUGCGGUUCGUGAUGUAUGUAAAUUUCUUGAUGAUUUCCAAUGUGAAAUAGUUCUUCAAUGAUUU